Molecule: messenger RNA, 2813 nt
Organism: Aspergillus alliaceus
Lineage: Eukaryota; Fungi; Ascomycota; Eurotiomycetes; Eurotiales; Aspergillaceae
Exons: 1
Coding region: 82-2580 (832 amino acids)
Source: RefSeq, a predicted model, not a curated record
CACUCGUGACUUGCCUUGACUUUUGAUGUAUCUUGUUACAUCAGAUGCAUUAGUUCAUCCUACCCCCGUGAAUCCGUCAAUAUGGGUUCUGAGCGCACGGUUACUCCCAAUACACGCGACCCCCGUCUGAACAGACCGAUUCAGUCUACAGCAGCGUCUCUAGACACGCCAUCCCGUACAGUUGCUACACCCCCAACUGCUCCACGACAAUACUCUGUGCAGCCAGCAUACCCGGCGCCAACUGACGCCCGCGUUGAUAUUCCUGGCGACCAUUUCAUACGAGAUCUUUCCGAUUUUGUACAGGCCGCUGUUAAGUCUGCCACCCUAAAAUCAGAGAAAGAAUCACUAGAGAAGAGGAGGAGUAGCACUGAAACUCUCUUGAAGAAAGCCAAGUCUCACUCGAGUUUCCCUUCUACUGCUGCUUUCUUUCAGCAAACAUGGAACGAUGAAAGUGGUCAUCUGGCUCGUGUAGAUGGCGCGUUGAGGGAACACCGUUCGCGCUAUGAUAACUUAGAGAGAGCCUUAAAAGCAAAUUGGACGUCUUCCAUAACUUGCGGGCCUGAUCUAGGUGAGAAAUUUAAUCAAGUGAAGGAAGAUGUCGAAGCAGUCCAGCGGGAGGCUAGACGAUCCAAAGAUGAGACCUAUAACCUUCAGGAGCAUAACCGCUCUUUGGAGGAUAUGCUCAAGGCUCUCCAAGCCAGGAUGGCUAUAAUGGAGAAAUCACUCGAUAAUCACACGACGUCUUGGACCAAGCAAGCCAAAGACAACUUGUUUCGCUUCGAGCAAAUUUCCUCGGAAUUCGAGAAUCGCAUGGAAAGCGUUUCGACAAAAAUAGAGGAAAGCUUCUCGAUGAAACUUCAAGAGGAAGCAUGCGAAUGGCAGAAGCAGAAAUCAGCUCUUGAUCUAGAAAUCGAAUCAAUGCGAACGUCCCAGGAGAACAUUUCAGGUACUAUCGGCAAGGUCGAUCAAAGUAUUAAGGAGCAGCAACAGAAAGUAUCUCAUAUUGAGUUGCUGGGCCAAAGGCUGGAAGAUUUCAACACCCGUCUUGUUUCUUUGGAAUCGAUCAAGAGGGCACCAAACUCCACUGCGGCAAAUGAGUCGGCUCUGGACAAAGAUGCUGCGUCUCACCUCCAGACCAGAGUUCAAAGCUUGGAAGACGUGCUGAGGCGGUUGCAGGGCCUGCAGGAAAUGAAAGAUGACUUGCACUUUUCUGAAGUAGAAGACAUGAAAAAGGCAAUGGUGCAAGCCUCUGGGGAAUUAGAUGGCAUGAAGAAUAAUUACAAUAAGCUAUCUGACGAAAUGAAGAGCUUAUAUGAGACAAAUUCAGCCACUACUCUACAGCAAGUCGCCAAUUUGUCCGGCUCUCUACAGAAUACACAACAUUUGGUGGAGAGCGUUAAGGUGGGCUUGCAUUCUCUGGAAACCAGAUACAACACUCUCACCACAGAGCCAUUAGCGAGAAAUAUGGUCGCCGUAAUGCAGGAGAUGUAUCCUUCUGCUGGUCAGUUAAUAGAGCAGACUUCUUCGUUGAAAACUCUAGUUGAAAAUGAAAUAACCUCCCUCAAGAAGGGCCUGGAGAGCCUCUGGCAAAACCAAAACACUAUUCUCAGACAAACAGCACAGACGCAGCAGGAGGCGACUUCCCGGCUUGAUGAGCUAAACAGACUAAGGAACGACCAUACCAGUCUCUCUCAGUCACUUGCACCUCUUUGGGAACGUUAUAAUACACAAGAGCAGUCGCCGAGUCUAGACGAUCUUCGCAAAUUGCGCGCGGAACUCCACACUUUCUCUACAAAGUUCGAGGAAUACACAUCCAAACAAGAAUCCGAAGUCAAGUCACAAAAACAUUUGGAUGGUCGUUUCAUGGAAGAUCUCCGUGAAGAGCGUAAUAAGUUUGAUACUCGAGUCAGUCAAUUAGCCAGCAGACUUGAGAAGUUGGUAAAUGAUGUCGAAGAAGUGAGAUCUAUUAAUACGAGCAGUUUUACGAAAGUUGAAUCGUAUGCGAGUGACAUUGCAUCAUUGCGUGAUUAUAUUCGUGAGCUUGAGAAAACAACGUCAGAAAAACAUCAAGCUUUACUUGGCCAACUUGGCGAUAUCACGAAAGAGCACAGUACCUAUGGUACUGAUAUCGCAUCAUUAGUUAGCCGUAUAAGCGACCUUAAGCAGUCUGAGAAGCUCCGACACAAAGAAUUGCAUGAACACCUGGAUGAGCUUAAGAAAGUUGUGGAAGCCAAGGAACUUCAUCCUCGCAAAACGCCUCCAAUUGUGGUCGAGGACCGGGUUCUAGUACCCACAGACAGCAACUCCGCUAAUGCAGAAGAUGCCGCUAUGGUUCUGAACGUGGCGGAGAAUAAUCCUACGCUCGCGCUCCGAGAGAAGAAGAAAAAGAAGAAGCGACCUCGUCCCCAGGGGUUGUCUGAGGACGAGAAGUCUCCAAUAGUGCGACCCGAAUCCCCCAGGUCAUUCUCGUCUGCGGCUUCUCCAUUCGGCGCAGAAGACACACCUACAGAGAACACAAAACGACCAAAGAAAAAGAAGAAACGCAAAAUAGUAUCCACGGAGCCUAUACCCCUCGACUGAGCAGCAGUAUGAUGUGCAUUUAUCAUCAACACAUCGAUUAAAAAAAGAAAGGAAGGAAGGAAGAAAGAAAGAAAGAAAGAGAAAGACAUGCUGUUUUUGUAAACCCGUUGAUGCCGUAGUAAGAUUUCGGAGGGAAAGCUGUGGAGUUGAAGGCGCCUAACAAAAACAUACCUGCUGUACCUGUAAGGCGCAGCACCCGCUUGCCAGGAAACCUUGGAUACCUCUCAACAAGG